Molecule: messenger RNA, 680 nt
Organism: Apodemus sylvaticus (European woodmouse)
Lineage: Eukaryota; Metazoa; Chordata; Mammalia; Rodentia; Muridae
Gene: Lsm2
Product: LSM2 homolog, U6 small nuclear RNA and mRNA degradation associated
Exons: 5
Coding region: 141-536 (131 amino acids)
Biological process (GO): mRNA splicing, via spliceosome
Cellular component (GO): precatalytic spliceosome; Lsm1-7-Pat1 complex; U4/U6 x U5 tri-snRNP complex
Molecular function (GO): RNA binding
Source: RefSeq, a predicted model, not a curated record
GCCGCCCGCGGCGGGCGGUUCGAACUGUGCGGGCCUGGGUGGCACUCUAGGGUUUGUCGCUUCGGGCUGCAGCUAGGCCCCAGGGAUUUCCUUACAGCCUUACUACCCACGCCUCAGUGUGAGGAGACUGCUUGGAACCAAUGGUUUUUUGGGGGAAACUUUCAGCAAGUCCAAGAGAAAGCCCACGGGCGCCAGGAGAGAACGGAAAGCUAGCCUUGCACUUCCGUGCUGGAGAUCAGGAUUUUGUGAGGCUCUUCUACUCCUUUUUCAAGUCCCUUGUGGGCAAGGAUGUAGUCGUGGAACUCAAGAAUGACCUGAGCAUCUGUGGAACCCUUCACUCUGUGGACCAGUACCUCAAUAUCAAGCUAACCGACAUCAGUGUCACAGACCCUGAGAAAUACCCUCACAUGUUAUCAGUCAAGAACUGCUUCAUCAGGGGCUCAGUUGUCCGCUAUGUGCAGCUGCCGGCAGAUGAGGUGGACACACAGCUGCUGCAGGAUGCAGCAAGGAAGGAAGCCCUUCAGCAGAAGCAGUGAUGGCGCCUUCCCCUCCCCUCACUUCCCCAUUGGUGACCCAUAACUUGAUAUCCAACUGAGGACAAGGACACCCCUGCCCAAUACUUACAGUGUGUUUUGUUUUGUUAAUGCUUGUUUUUUCUUUUUAACUGAAUGGAUGAGAUA